ACUGAGGCUGAGCUUCAAAGAUGACCAACGGAAUCCUGAAAAGUUCGUUGGCUAUUACCCUGCUCAAAACUCAAAUUCAGAUGCAUCAAGGACCUCAAUGUAAGGCCAGGUACUUGAAUGUGCUGGAAUAGAAAGUGUGGAAUAAGCCUGAACUCGUUGGCACAGGAAAGACUUUCUGAACAGGACACUGAUAGCACAGCUCUGGUUACAAGCGGACCACCAUGCCAGCUGGGCGUCUCCAUGGCUGCAGAGGAUGUGAGUGCAGACCACCAUGCUUGUGAGGUGUUUUCUUUUCUGCUAGAGCAAAAGUAUUGUGGGAUAUGGUUGAGAAAGGAAGAUGGAAGAUGCUGGAGAUUAAAUUACUUUCAUCGUGAAGAUGCUCUAGGAGGCGAACCUUCUACAAGCAUGAAGCCUACAAUAUGUUUUCUUCUUAUCUUCGUCUCCCUCCUCCAUCUGAUGAUCACAGUGAACACUCAGUCCUCUGUAGACUCUUCAGUGAAUAAAAAUAACCAGGACGAUUUCCACGGCGUAGACCCCCAUUGGGGGCCUUCGAAGCUCUUCUGCACUCGUGUCAAAAAUCCAGGCAGAUGGUCCUCCUGUCCUCCUGGGAUGGCUGUUACUGGCUGUGCUUGCAGCUCUGGCUGUGAAUCUUGGGAGAUCCAGAAUGGAAAUACUUGCCACUGCCAAUGCUCAGCCAUGGACUGGACCACCACCCACUGUUGCCGACCAGCUUGAGGAUGAGGAGGCUGAGAACCCAAGUUUUCAAUGAUGACCAUAUUGAAACCAUGGGCUCACUCAAGAAACCUGACUCACUGUCUCCCUAAUGAAUAUUACCCAAUAAUUCUUCCUGAGUAAUACAGAUCUGUUCUUGUGCA
This is a messenger RNA of Peromyscus eremicus (cactus mouse), 875 nucleotides long. RefSeq names its product resistin-like beta. The record is from RefSeq and is a predicted model, not a curated record. Lineage: Eukaryota; Metazoa; Chordata; Mammalia; Rodentia; Cricetidae. Gene Ontology annotation, cellular component: extracellular region. Gene Ontology annotation, molecular function: hormone activity. The transcript is spliced from 6 exons. Bases 118 to 735 code for a protein of 205 amino acids.